AGUCUGUAUGGAGGGUUCUGUCACGGCUUGAGUCGAGAUAAAUACUAGCUGUGUUUCAGAUUUAUUGAAGAUACCUUCGUUUCCUGACCUGGCUGGCUGUCUUUUGAUGUAGGAAAACGGGUCAUACGGUUGUUUUUCAUGUGGAACAGCUCGCCUUCUACAUGUGGAUAGUAUCACGUUUGACUGCCUGUGACUGCCAGGAGCUACGAGGCCAAGCCUAAACGCAGAAAAUUAUAACUAGGUUCAGAUGUAAACAAAUAUGAUAACGUUAAGAAUUAUGGUUCCAGAUAGUCGGUAGAUCAGUAGUUUUUAUGUUCAUAGUCUAAUUUUCCAUUUGACCUACUCGAUACAUUUUCAUUAACGAUGCGGACGAACUGAACGCGUCAACAUCAAAGCGUGUUAGUUGACCUGAUAAACUUUUUAGAAACUUAGUAUGCAGUGAGCUUGCAAGUAUCCUAAUCACAUCUCGCCACAGCUCAUAUAUCCUGACUGUUCUGGCUGUGGAUGCCUUGAGUUAUCGCCUUUUCUCCCCUUACACGGUUGUGAGGACAUUUGUUGAAAUUAGAAGUUAGUCGUCAACUAUACUGUUCAAAAUGUCACUGAAGGAGUAUGAGAGACACUAUGCCUCGUUGAAUUCAGACUCUGGGAGUGAGUCUGUGGUCAGUGGAAGAUCGAGUGGAAGUGCUUUCGUCGGAGAGGAGGAAAAGUUACAUUACAUUCCUAUUAGGAUUCUGGGAAAGGGAGCUUUUGGGGAAGCUACCUUGUACAGAAGAACUGAGGAUAAUUCCUUAGUGGUCUGGAAGGAGAUUGAUCUGAACUGCCUCUCUGAUAAGAAACGCAGAGAUGUAAUGAAUGAAAUCAGCAUCCUGUCCAUUCUUCACCACAGCAACAUCAUCGCUUAUUUCAACCAUUUUAUGGACAAGAACACCCUGCUCAUUGAACUUGAAUAUUGCAAUGGUGGAAAUCUUUAUGAUAAAAUAAACCAGCAGAAGGGGCAACUCUUCACUCAGGAGGUUGUCAUAUGGUAUCUCUACCAGAUUGCUUCAGCUGUGGCCCACAUUCACAAAGCAGGCAUCCUACACAGGGAUAUUAAAACAUUGAAUAUCUUCUUGACGAAGACUAAUCUGAUAAAGCUGGGAGAUUAUGGCCUAGCCAAGAAACUGGACUCAGAGUAUUCUAUGGCUGAAACAUGUGUGGGAACUCCAUACUACAUGUCCCCUGAACUUUGUCAAGGAGUGAAAUACAACUUUAAAUCAGACAUCUGGGCCAUGGGCUGCGUGUUAUAUGAGCUCUUAACCCUCACCAGGACGUUCGAUGCCACGAAUCCUCUGAACCUGUGUGUGAAAAUUGUCCAGGGCAACUGGACCAUGGAGGUUAACUCAGAUAUCUACUCCACUGACCUCAUCACACUGGUACAUCAGUGUUUGGAUCAGGACCCAGAGAAGAGACCAACUGCAGACCAGAUUCUGGACCAGCCUAUCAUCUCCUGUGUUAGACAGGACCUGGAGGAAAGAGUGGCAGUGCUGAACUCAGCCAUUAAGAAACCCAAGUUGAGCACAGUAACAGAAAGCCCAGUUGCUGUGGUGACCACUCGCUCAAGAGAGGUAUAUUUUUGGGGAGGGGGAAAAUUCACCCCCCAGAAGCUGGACAUGUUUAAGGGAGGCAGUAGCGCCCAGCAGGUGUGUGCUGGAGAGAACCAUUUUGCCGUGGUGACUGUGGAGAAAGAGCUUUACACUUGGGCUAGUGUGCAGGGUGGUGCUAAGAUGGUGGGUCAGCUGGGGCACGGAGAUCAAGCGUCGUACCGUCAGCCGCGUAAGGUGGAGAGGCUGCAGGGUAAAGCCAUCAGACAGGUGGCCUGCGGGGCAGACUUCACUGCCUGUGUCACUGAUGAGGACCAGAUGUACAUGUUUGGUUCAGACUACUAUGGGUGCAUUGGGGUUGAGAAUGAGCUGGGUAUGGAAGUUCUGGAGCCGGUUCUGCUGGAGUUCUUCAGCGAGAGACCAGUCCGACAGGUGUCCUGUGGAGAUAACCACGUGGUGGUUUUGACUCAGCGUGGGGACAUCUACUCCUGGGGCUGUGGAGAACACGGUCGAUUGGGUUUAGACUGUGAAGAUGACUUUUCCUCUCCAAUGCAAGUGGAGCUGCCUAAAGGUGCCAUUAUUGACUCCGUGUAUUGUGGAAGUGAUGGCACGUUUUUCCUCACCGAGGCUGGGAAAGUUCUGGCCUGUGGGAAUAAUGAACUCAACAAGCUUGGGCUCAAUCAAGGAAUCACAGGCAUUAAAAACCAUCCUGGAGAGGGCUACCAGGGGAUCCCUUACACUACCACUCUCACCCUGGUCAAGCAGCUUGCCCGCUACAAGAUUCAAAUCAUUGCCCCUGGGAAAACCCACACCGCAGCCAUCGAUGAGCGGGGACGUCUGAUGACUUUUGGCUGUAAUAAGUUUGGACAGCUAGGUGUGAAAGACUUUAAGAAGCACCAGGGAGUUCAAAUAUUGGUUGGACCAUUUGGUGGAAAAGUCGUCACUAAGGUGUCCUGUGGGGAUGGCUUCACCAUUGCAGCCACAGAAGAUAACCAGAUCUUUGCAUGGGGUAAUGCAGGGAAUGGGCGUUUGGGCAUGCCUGCUGACAAAGGCUUUGGUUCAGAGGUUUGUCCCGCAUUACCAAGACCCAUUUUCGGUUCUCUACAUCAUGUGCCUGACCUGUCGUGUCGUGGAUGGCACACCAUUCUCAUCAUGGAAAAGGUUCUCAACUCCAAAACUAUCCGUUCUAACAGCAGUGGACUCUCCAUUGGAAGUGGUGUAGCUCACGGCUCUACCUCAUCAGUGGAUUUGGAGACAGAACCGGGUUCAGAUUUCGACCUUAGGGAGGGUAUCAUGGGGGGCACUAUGGAGGCGGACACUGAUGAGAGAGGACUCGAGACCCCCAUUUUCUCCAUGGUCAGCAAGACUAAUGAUAGCUCCUGCCCCUCGUGGCUUCGCAAGGAGCUGUUAGACGCAGAGUUCAUCCCUAUGCCAGAGGGUUCCACAGACUCCAUGUCAGACCCUCUGUCUCCUUCUUUCUCUGAGAGUGCUACCCUCCCAUAUGACGAGCUGCAGGAGCUGAAGGCAGCAGCUGCCGCUGCCACGGGAAAGGGUGUCCCGCAGCAGACUGCAUGUGUGGACUAUGAGAAGGUGAAUGGAGUGGAUGCAGGAGCUUAUAAGAAAAGCACCCAGCAACAGCAAAGCCCUGAACAGCACUGUUGCCAAGCCAGCAGUGAGGUAGCUCAGCUCCGGGAGAUGGUGAAUAGACAAGAGGCCACUAUCCAGUCAUUACAGAGACAGUUCAGUGAUCAGCUCAAAGAGAAUGAGAGACUGUGGAAGGCCAUUCAGAACCUCACAAUGGGUGGCACAGUAGGUGAAAAAAACAACAGCAACCACCAUUCAGGUGACUCACCUGAUGAUGAUUGAUGAGAGCUGACCCAAUCAGUGAUUCAAUCAGAGAAUCUCGAUGAUGACACUGAAUCAAUGCUGAAGCAUAUGUCAAUUUUGAGCCUUCUAGCCUAAGGUGAUACCUUACAUAUUAAUACUUAACAUGAGGACAGUUUUAACUCACAAGUUUGCUGGUCCAUUUUAGUGUCUUGUGGGAGUUACAAUGCAUAAAAAAAGGAUUUUAAAAAAGUUUAAUGUCUCUCUAAAAAGCCUUUACUCUGUUUGGGAUGCCUGACAUACUGAUUACAUGAUACUGUAUUAGUUGGCAUGGCUGUUUUCAUUCCUUUGUGUUCAGUUGGUGUGGUAUCACUGUGGCGUUUCAUAUAACCCUCCGUUUAACUUUCUGUGCACUAUACAACAUUUCCAUAAUGUAUGAUGUCAUUAGCGUUGGGUAUAAAAAGCUAUGUAAAAUGUUUUGGGUUAUUUCAAUAUUUGAUAUCUCCAGUUUGGCAGCGUUUAUAUAUUCUUAGUGCUAAUGUAAUGCAGAUUGGUGAUAAUAGGCAGAUGUUAGAUUAACCUGUGUGUAGAAUUGGUCUAGGGUUUGGAUGAGUAACAAGCUGUAGCCUCGACAACUAUGACUUUUUUUUUUUUUUUUUCAUGUAAUAUGUACUACCGAUAGAAUGCACCAGAGGGCACUCCAAUGACUGUUGCAUGAACACUCACCCUGGAUUGAUUCCUGUUCUUUGUAACCAAAAAUAAGUGUGCAAUUUUUUUUUUAUCUUUGUCAAAACUACAGAAUAUGUUAAGAUAAGGUCAUUAGGUUUUGGUUGAUGAAAUAUAAUGUCAAAGUGACGUUAAGAUGAAAUAUUGCGAUUUGUGUUUAUUUUUCAGUGUUUAUCCAUCUAUGAUAUGUUUAGAGUUAUCCUUGUCUCAAAGGGAUAUGAACCAGCGUAAUUCUUUCUAAAGAAUUGACUAAAGUCUCUAAAUAACUGUAAAAAAUAAUUAGAUUUUCCCAAGUUGUCACAGAAACAGCCAAUCAAAUCAAUUUCUGCGCUUGUUGUACCGUCCACUGCACUCCCUAACACAAAUAUGCUGUAAGAGUUCUUUUACAGAGACUGUC
Chanos chanos (milkfish) is the source of this 4527-nucleotide messenger RNA. RefSeq names its product NIMA related kinase 9 (gene nek9). Lineage: Eukaryota; Metazoa; Chordata; Actinopteri; Gonorynchiformes; Chanidae. The coding region runs from base 594 to 3446 and encodes 950 amino acids. Gene Ontology annotation, biological process: protein phosphorylation. The transcript has 23 exons. Gene Ontology annotation, molecular function: ATP binding; protein kinase binding; protein kinase activity. Gene Ontology annotation, cellular component: centrosome. The record is from RefSeq and is a predicted model, not a curated record.